This is a messenger RNA of Mya arenaria, 1587 nucleotides long. Its product is annotated as E3 ubiquitin-protein ligase TRIM71-like. Gene Ontology annotation, molecular function: ubiquitin protein ligase activity; zinc ion binding. The record is from RefSeq and is a predicted model, not a curated record. The coding region runs from base 1 to 1587 and encodes 528 amino acids. Gene Ontology annotation, biological process: proteasome-mediated ubiquitin-dependent protein catabolic process; protein polyubiquitination. NCBI's taxonomy places the organism in Eukaryota, Metazoa, Mollusca, Bivalvia, Myida, Myidae. The transcript has 2 exons.
AUGGAAGAUCAGAGUUUGGAAAAUUCCUCCGAUUUUUCAUCUGUAAUGGAGGCUGACGAAAAUGGAAUGUUUAAUACUCAUCAAACGUCAGUCCAUCCGGAAAGCAUGUAUCAUUGUUCCGUACAUGACAAUCGAAAAUAUAAGUAUUUUUGCGAAUCCUGCGAUACCUUAUUAUGCUCCGAGUGCGACCGUACUAGACACAGAGGAUGCCAUCAUGUCAAACUAAUAACAGACAUAUGUAAGGAUAUAGACUCUGACCCAAGAGUUAUUCAGUUCAAAACCAGGAUGGACAAAACUGCCUCCAUUCUGAAGGACACGUUGAAUGAACUAGAUACUACAGCACACAAUAUCGCAUUUUACAAGAGCGAGGCACAAAAAGCAAUGGGAAAACAUCGGGACAGUUUAAUUGCUCAUAUUACAAAACUGUUUGACGACCUUGAAAAGGAAGUUGAAUUGUUCAGUGGUGAAAAUGAACAAGUUAAUGAAAGUCUUCGAGAAAAUGCAUCUGACCUGAACAAACGUUUAGACAGCGUCCGGAAAUCAGUCAACAACUCUCCUGGUACAGACAUUGAUUUAAAUAAACUGUUUAUUCGAAUGAUGAAAUCAAGGACUGAUUUAAAUCUUGUUGCCAAGGAAACUGGACAAGGAGUACAUCCAUUUCAGACAAGAGUAAACAGGUACCAGUUCAUUCCUUCGAAAGAAUCUAACAGUAUACUAGAAAACCUUCAUUCGGUUGGAACUAUCUCAAAGAUAGUAGAACGUCCAAAUAAAGUCAAACAAGCUGGGAAUGUCAAUGUCCGAAUGCCUGGUGAUGCAAGUCCGUGGAUAUCGGGAUUAACCUUGCUUUCAAAUAAUCGACUUGUAGCGGCCGAUUGUAAAAAUCGGUCAUUGAAACUGGUAGACCUCAAAUACAACCGGAUCAUCAAGACGUUGACCUCCGAGUCGAGCCCCUGGGAUGUCACUACACUGUCUGACAAUCAGAUAGCUGUCACCUACCCUCACGUUCGUGUUAUCCAUAGACUGAACAUUGACAUUGAUGGUACCUUCAUAAGGAAUAAAGUAAUCGAGACAAGAAGCCACUGCUACGGAUUAGUGUAUUCCAAUGGGACCUUUAUUGUAUCGUUUGAGGAGCCAAACAGUGGGAUAGAAAUCAUUGAUAUGGAAGGAGGUGUCGUUAAAACACUGUGUCAACAAUCAGACAAUAACCCAAUGUUUACAUCGCCAUGGUUUUUGACAUUUGACCCGGACAUUCAAGCUAUCGUUGUAUCAGACUGUAAGCAAAAUAUAAUAACAAGCCUGAAUUUGAAUGGUGAUAUUCUUUGUAGACUGAAAGACGAUCUUGCUCUAACAACUCCCCGCGGAGUGUGCCUUGACCGACACAAGUCAUUAUAUAUAUGUGGGAGUGAGUCAAACACUUUAUGUCAAGCAAUGGACAGUAAUCGGAACAGCAUAUAUCAGAUUAUUGACAGAGAGAGCGGGAUUUUGAAUCGACCAUGGGCAAUAUGCUACGACAAUGAAAAAGACCAGCUUAUCAUCGGGGAUGAAAAUACAGACUUGAGGGUUUUCCAAAUUUACUUUACGAGGUAA